CGAUGUAUGCUCUUCGUCGCCGUAUAGACGAGAUGACCAUGGCUCGAGUAGAGGACAUCACAGUGCAGCCCGCAAAUCGAGGAGAACUGGGAAGAGCGCUGGUGCAAGACCUAGGUUACGACGCAUGGGAUGUAGUGCAGCUAGAGCUCGACUACUUCACAGCUGACAAGGCUACCGACCCGAGGAGGACACAGCGCUUUCUUCGGCGUUCCAUCUCGCGUGCCUUCUGGCUUAAGAGUGUCCAAGGUGUUAUCGCCCGCUACAAUGCCAUACGUACCUGGUCCCUACUACGUCAAGAUCCCCCGGAGGUCCUUAUGGAAGAAGCAUUCCAUGGGCUGUCAGGCUUCUUUGGCGUGUCCCAUCAAGAGUUGUCGAACAAACUCGAUGACCUAGCCCGCGCUUGCCAUCGCUACUUGACAUCGAGGGACAUAAUCAUCGAGACUCGCCGAUCUACCAACGACAUGCGGACAGUGUGCAUUGCUAUCUGUGCAUUCAUGCGCAAACAAGGCCUGGCCUCUGCGUCGGAUUUCCGUUUCCAUGAUCUAUACAACCACUUUCCGCAUUGGUUCUUGUCUCCAUGCAGAGCCACAAUACCCAUCUCGCUGGUUUACGUCUUCGUGGCGCUAGCUCGAAGGCUCGGCUUCGAGGCCGUUCCUCUAGGACUUCCAUUCCGAGUCCUCGCCCAGGUCCCGACUCCAUCGGACGGACCAUAUGGGCUCAUAGUUGAUGUAUACGGCAGCGAAACGAAGGCCAUACUCUCCGCAGAAACCGAUGUUCCUGAACUCUUAUCGCGUGCCGGGGUGCGGAUCACGCAAAGCGUAAUCUCGCAAACGCUUCGACAGCCUGCAACCUCAGGCCAGAUGCUCCUCCGCGCAGCCAGGAAUAUAAUUGGAUCAUUUCAUGCGUUCGCAGGGCCCACUGCAGAACAAAUCUCGCCGAUUUCCCAGUCAUCCGCCGUCUACGCUGGGUUCGCCGCGAACUCGAUGAUGACACCGGAGGACGUACAGUAUGCGGCACGGGUGGCAGCCGUUUCUAACUCAUAUCCACUGGAUGCUUUGGCAGUCAUGAUGGACGUAUUCGCACCGGCGCUUCAUCCAGAACCGAGAGCUACGGUAUCACGCAUGGUCGAGCAGCAAGUAGAGGAGGAUCGACGAGAUUCGACGGCCGUGCGUCGCCGGAGCCGCUUGAAUACCACAAUCAAAUACUUUGUGGGCGCAAUGUUUCGGCAUAACAAAUACGAGUAUGAUGGUGUGAUUGUCGGUUGGGACCCUGUCUGCGCCGAGUCUGAACAGUGGAUGAAUCAAAUGAAAGUGGAUGAACUCAACCGAGGACGGAGGCAACCCUUCUACCAGGCACUCGUGACCAACGGACCCAGUCGCUACGUCGCCGAAGAAAAUAUUGGAUUAAUUGACUUCCAAACGGAUCGCGUUCAACGAUUUCUGGACGGCACUCUUCGCUUAGGACAAUUCUUCGACGAUGUGGAGAUAGACUCCAGUGCAAGAGGCAGAUUUAUUUCUAGUUUUGAUUUACGUUCCGGGUAUCCUGAAGACGAGACCGUGGCCGAUAUGUGGGUGAAGCAAGGCAUCCUUCCCGAUCCUGUCAUCUCUGGUACCCCUCCGUAGCACAUCGGCUAGAACGUUGUGGUUUCAGAAGGAAUAUAGCUGCGCGAUAACGAACAGAUUCGUACAGCCAUGGUACCUUUCCAUGUUCAACGGAUAUGAUGUCCAUGUGCUAUAGUAAUACAAGUCCAUG
Messenger RNA from Punctularia strigosozonata HHB-11173 SS5, 1752 nucleotides. RefSeq names its product YccV-like-domain-containing protein. Gene Ontology annotation, molecular function: DNA binding. The transcript is spliced from 4 exons. NCBI's taxonomy places the organism in Eukaryota, Fungi, Basidiomycota, Agaricomycetes, Corticiales, Punctulariaceae. Bases 39 to 1622 code for a protein of 527 amino acids. The record is from RefSeq and is a predicted model, not a curated record.